Microtus ochrogaster (prairie vole) is the source of this 663-nucleotide messenger RNA. Its product is annotated as keratin-associated protein 4-2-like. The record is from RefSeq and is a predicted model, not a curated record. The transcript has 2 exons. Lineage: Eukaryota; Metazoa; Chordata; Mammalia; Rodentia; Cricetidae. Gene Ontology annotation, cellular component: keratin filament. The coding region runs from base 1 to 663 and encodes 220 amino acids.
AUGGUCAGCUCCUGUUGUGGCUCUGUCUGCUCUGAGGAGGGCUGUGGCCAAGGCUGCUGCCAGCCCAGCUGCUGCCAGACCACCUGCUGCAGGCCCACCUGCUGUACCACCUGCUGUAGGCCCACCUGCUGUGUGUCCAGCUGCUGCAGACCCAGCUGCUGUCAGUCUGUGUGCUGCCAGCCUACCUGUUGCCGCCCCAGCUGCUGCAUUUCUAGCUGCUGCAGGCCUUCCUCCUGCUGCCGCCCCAGCUGCUGUGUGUCCAGCUGCUGUAGGCCCUCUUGCUGCAUCUCCAGUUGCUGCCGCCCAUGCUGUAGCAGUUCCAGCUGUUGUGGACCCAGCUGUUGCCGUCCCAGCUGCUGCAUUUCCAGCUGCUGCAGGCCUUCCUGCUGCCGCCCCAGCUGCUGUGUGUCCAGCUGCUGCAGACCCUCUUGCUGCACCUCCAGCUGCUGCCGCCCAUGCUGUAGCAGUUCCAGCUGUUGUGGAUCCAGCUGUUGCCGCCCCAGCUGCUGCAUUUCCAGCUACUGCAGGCCUUCCUGCUGCCGCCCCAGCUGCUGUGUGUCCAGCUGCUGCAGACCUCAGUGCUGCAUUUCCAGUUGCUGUCGCCCCACCUGCUGCCAGACCACCUGCUGCCGCCCAGCCUGUUCUAGUGGUUCUUGCUGCUGA